This is a messenger RNA of Moesziomyces antarcticus, 432 nucleotides long. RefSeq lists its product as uncharacterized. The transcript has a single exon. NCBI's taxonomy places the organism in Eukaryota, Fungi, Basidiomycota, Ustilaginomycetes, Ustilaginales, Ustilaginaceae. The record is from RefSeq and is a predicted model, not a curated record. Bases 1 to 432 code for a protein of 143 amino acids.
AUGGCCUCGAGCAACCUAUGCGAGGAUCCAUGGCGGCAUCGCAGCAACAAACGGACGACGCUGUACGCAAGCGCGGACGGCGUGGGGGCAAGCAAGAGAUUUCCGAAGAAUCGCAGGCCAGAAGACGCCGGGCAUCUUGCAUGGAAGCCUCCACGCCAGAAAAAAGCGGGGUCUCCCGCCGGACGUAGUGGGCGGAGACUCAAGUCGCACCGAAAUGUGGAGAAAGCAAGCGUCGACCGAGUCGACCGGCAUCUGUUGGAUCCGCGGCGCUGCGACAAGCGAGCCGAUUUGCAGCUCGCUAAGCGCAAGCGACACGGUGUGCAGCUCCGCAUUUCCUUGCAGAUGCGGGACUUCGAGCUUGCUUCGACGUCGAAAAGCGGUGCGGUGGUGCUCAGCGAUCGUGCAACCGGAGAGGAAGAGGCGAAGCAGUGA